This is a messenger RNA of Haplochromis burtoni (Burton's mouthbrooder), 1660 nucleotides long. RefSeq lists its product as uncharacterized. The transcript has 6 exons. The coding region runs from base 70 to 1194 and encodes 374 amino acids. Lineage: Eukaryota; Metazoa; Chordata; Actinopteri; Cichliformes; Cichlidae. The record is from RefSeq and is a predicted model, not a curated record.
CAAAGCUUUCAACAGGAUACAUUGCAGGCUGUUUCUAUCUGGGUCACACACACUGAACAGAGACGAGACAUGAAAGCUGCGGUGGGACUGCUGGUGCUGCUGGUCGGAGUUUCUUAUAGUGUGAAAACUUACUGUGAUGGCAGACAGGAUGGAGCUCAGUGUUAUGGAGCUUUGAGAGGAAGUGUGGAUAUCCAACUGAUGAAAAGCACCUCAGAAUUACCUAGAUACCAAUUAUUAAAGAAUUCUUUAAAAAUAUUAGAUGUGAAAAAUGAUCAGGUUAAUAUGAUAGGAAACAGGUCUACCAUUAUUCCCAGUAAUGGAACAUUUAGGCUCAAUAACCUGAGCAGCAAUGACAGUGGUAAUUAUAGCCUUAAGACCUUUGAUUCAGAUGGAAAAUCAUCAGGCGAGCGGACUUUACAGUUGUUUAUUCAAGCUCCUGUGUCCUCUGUCCUGCUGGUCUCUGAGUGUCUGUCCCAGAGAGAGAUGAGGGUGUCCUGCUCCUCUAAGGGAGGGGACAGUCCUCAGUACAGCUGGACUCUGGAUGGACGCACACUGACAGAUGCUGAGCUCCUUUCUGGAAAUAAUGAGACUAACAACAUCACUCUGAAACAGCACGUGUCAGGACAUCUGGUCUGCUCAGUCAGGAACAACGUCAGUAAUGUCUCCAAAGAACAGAAGACCUGUCGCUUCAUUAACUGCACGUCAAUCAAUGGGACACAGAUAUUAGGGUGGGUGCCUGUGGACAGUAACGGCCUGUGUAUUGAACCAACAACAGAACCUACCCCAGUCACACCAACUUCUGUGGGUAAGGAGACUGGCACAGUGUCAAUUACACAAUUCAACAAUGAAACUGUGACUUCCAACAGUGAUGACCAAUGGUACAUUACCAAUUUGCCACUGAUCGGUGGUGUUCUCUCAGCACUGGUAUUUUUCUUACUUGUGGGUGUGGCAGUCAUCUGUGCUCAGAGGAAAAAACAAAACAACAAACCUACAAAACCAAAAGAGGAUGAAUGUGACCAAGAUGUAACCUAUGCUGAUGUCAGGAUCAUGAAGCAACAGGGGAAGCCAGCGGUGCAAACAACAGAGGCGGAGGUGGACGUGGAGUAUGGCCAAGUCAAGUUUUCGAGGCGAUCUCGGCACACUGAACCAACAGGAGAUGAUUGUAUGUAUGCAAAGGUCCAAAGAUUCCGGUGAUUUAGGUUAUUGGUGUGUUCACACAGACUGAAGGUCCAUGGAGAGAGGAGAUGAUGUCAAGAUGCCAAAAGGUCUUUUAUUUAAUUCAAUUUCCCAUCAGAAAAAUAAAAAAACCUUCAGAUUUCAUACGUAUUGAUUUUCUUUGCUUUCACUGUGAUUCUGUUAUAUAAAAGAGCAUCAGCACACUCAGACUUAGGUGACAUCUGGGUUAUCAUUUCAUAUGACGCUACACAAGCUGCGGUAGUUUUGAAGCUAUUUAACAUUUCUAAACAUAAUUAUUCAUAUUUUUCUAUUAGCUUUUAUAUUUAUAGGAUGUUGUAAUAGUUUUAUUCGUAGUUAUAAUUUAUGGAUAUGUUUUAUCUUAUUUAUUGUCUAAACACUGAUAAACUGCAUUAUUACUAUAGUUUUAACAAUACAUGAUGCACUCAUUUAUCCUAAAACGGCCAAUUUCAAUCUAAUGCCACAA